Aspergillus pseudonomiae is the source of this 810-nucleotide messenger RNA. RefSeq lists its product as uncharacterized. The coding region runs from base 1 to 810 and encodes 269 amino acids. The record is from RefSeq and is a predicted model, not a curated record. Lineage: Eukaryota; Fungi; Ascomycota; Eurotiomycetes; Eurotiales; Aspergillaceae. The transcript has a single exon.
AUGAAAUGGGCCCUCUUCUACUUACUCUGUCUCCCGCUUUGUUUGGGGUGGCCGGUUCCGGGGAUAUCGUCGGGGUUAUCUUUAUCUGAUAAGCACCAGGGUCCGGAUCAGGAUCGUGAGUCCCAGGAAAAGUCAUUUGGGUACUCUCAGUCGAGUGCAGGGAUACUAUCACCAUUACUUUCGUCUUCUUCUCAUGAUACUCAGAGCGAUAUCGAUAUAACCACAAGUCAAGGACACUAUCAACAUCAACAUCAACGCCCCAUCACGCUCAAUCAACCAUUGUCAUCUAUACCGCACCACGACUCGGAGUAUACUACUUCCUCCACCUCCAACUCUGACCAAAAUACCAACAACGACAACGACAACGACAACCUCAACAAUAAUCAUAAUAACAAUAUUAAUCAUAACAAUAAUUUCAACUCCCACGGAACCUUCCUCACCACCAAUACAACCCCAGCCUCACCACAUCAACUCCAACAACUCCCACCCUCAACCACAAACCGUUACCUCCGCGUCCUCCACCAGACGCAACUACCCACCACCUUUCUCAAGAACCACAUGCAUGAGAUUGUCGUCGUGGGGUUAUUUCUUCUCGUGCCUAUCACUCUAGCGCUCGUUGAGAUCAUCGAGCGCAUUGGACUAGGUGUUGAUGAGGGUAUUGACCUGGAAGAAUAUCUCGAGAGGAAGAGGGGAAGGGGGAUGAUUCGACGGGGGAGGAGGGCUCUUCGGAAGAAGCGAGGGAAGAAGAAAUCCAGAUUGAUACAGAUGGAUAUGGAGGUUGAUCUAGAAGAUCAAGUAUUCUCUCGGUGA